Paramecium pentaurelia is the source of this 1167-nucleotide messenger RNA. Lineage: Eukaryota; Ciliophora; Oligohymenophorea; Peniculida; Parameciidae. The record is from the annotation of a GenBank genome assembly.
AUGUUGAAAAAAUUACUUAUAUUGAUUGCAUCACUCAAUUGUGUUUUCAGUUAAACUAUAGAUUGUGCAGGAAUGAUUGAGACAUCAUGUACAGCUGCUGGGUAUUGCUUUUGGACAGGAUCAGCUUGCUAAUUGGCUGAAUGUCACAAAGUUAGUGAUAUCAGAGCAUGUAGAUCUAGUUUAAAUGGGUUUUUGGUAGUGAAUAAUAAAUGCACAGAGAUACCCUCUAUUAAUUCGAACUUUCUGAAUUAAUGUAUGGAAUAUGAUCAGACCACAAUGAUGUAUUCUUAUGUAAGAUUUCCUCCAGAUAUUUCUUAAUUAUCUUCAAGUCAAACAAGUGAUGGUUAUCUUGUGACAACAAUAAUGACUGCCAAAUACACUUCAAAAUACAAAUUUGAGAUACUAACAGUGAAUAUUUUAACAGCUUCCACAUUAUAAUUGAUGAAUAUUAUGAAUGCCUAUAUUUAGAUGUAAUAUGAUUUAGCAGAUCCACAGAUACACCCCUUAUAUUUAGAGAAGGCAAUCUAUGAAUCUAUGUAAGUCAUUAGAGAUGAUGUUACCUUGACUCUUACUGGUACAAAUAAAAGAUAGGAUUAUUAUACUUUAUUGUGGAGAAUGACAGAUGCAUACUUUUUAAAAUUAAGAUCAUACCAGCCUUUCUAUAUUUCUAGUAAAUAUUUAAUCAAUUUUGGCUUUUCUCAUUUCAAUCGACUCUCCCUUACAUUAAUUUCUCAAUAUCAAACUACUUUAAUCUCUUGGAGUACUUAUAAUGAUAAUGGAUAUUUGGAAUUAUUAGUAAUUCCUGCAGAAUAAUUUGGCAUCCUAUCAUCCUUAUCAGAUAUUAUUAUAAUUAGACCCUCAAAUAUAGAUGGUAGCGAUGCAACUCUAUCUUAUACUCUAAAAUGGACAUGGUCAUAUACAGGUACAUAACCUACAAGUAGUGCUAAUUUAUAUACAUUUGAUAAGAUUGAAAUGAAUGGAUUCACUUCUCAAGGUUCAGCAGGUUGUGAUACAUCUACAAAGACUUGCACUAUUAAUAUUUCAAGUCAAUCUACUACUUAAGCUUAUUUAAUUGCUGAAACUGCAAUUACUACAUAAGUAGCUACUGGUAGAUAUUACACAAGAUGUAGAUUAGGACGUUUUACAUGGAAUGGAUCAUGUGCUUGA